CAUCCUUUUACGCUCGCUAUCCUCCUCUGCCCAGAAUCCGCUCCGCUCCUUAGUACUCCUGCUGACAUGUCAUCGGUUGGCGAUCCAGAUAUUCCAGUCAACCUCGCCGUGCCAAAGACUUCCGCUACGCUGACUGUACGCAUCAUCAAGUCCUUCGAAUUCCGUACCGAGAAGAGCCUCGUCCUUCAUAAUGUCAACCUCGAGAAGGUAACUGUCGGCGAGUUGAAGGCGAUGGCCCGACAAGCCGUUCAGACACAACCCGGGUGGAAACCCUACCGUAGCACCGUUCUCAAUACCUUGAAGCUCUACACGAAGGCACACGGCGCUAAGACAUCAAAUCUGAUCAUUAACCUCGAUCACGACGAGUGGAUACUGAACGAUGACCUCAAGACACUCGCCGAUUGCGGACUUGAGAACGAGACAGAGAUUAGCUUCUUUAACGGUGAACAGUACGAACAUUUCAAAGCUCAUCCGGAGACGAAGUGGGAAGGCUGACUAUCUGACUAUCUGUUUAAUGCUGGCUUGACUCGACCACCCUUGCCACUUUGUAUUCUCUUGUCAUGUCAUGUCGUGCCCGGGCGUUCAAUGUUGCUCAUCUCAAUGUAUUUAUAUAUCAUAUUCUACAUUUGAACAUCCCAAUAUCUCUCUCCAAUCAGUUCAUCAUCGAGCUCUCUUUCCCAACUCCUCCAACACCAGGGACUGUCCUUGUAUCACAUCAGCCUGUUUGGGGGUUGAUGUCAUACUCGAGGGUACUGUCAACAAUAUUUGCU
Molecule: messenger RNA, 770 nt
Organism: Laetiporus sulphureus 93-53
Lineage: Eukaryota; Fungi; Basidiomycota; Agaricomycetes; Polyporales; Laetiporaceae
Exons: 6
Coding region: 67-495 (142 amino acids)
Source: RefSeq, a predicted model, not a curated record